AUGGCUCAGUUCUUUAAGGUAUGCCUCCUCCUUCUUCUCGUUUCCGGUCGAUUAUGUAGCGGUAGCUACGCAAGAGGAGGAGGAUCAGCCGAUGCGGGUAGCUCUGGCGUCUCCUAUGGCGGAGGUGGAGGAGGAGAAGAAGCCACUGAGAAUGAGGUCUCGGACGUGGGAGUCUCAGAAGAUGCCGGGGUUGAAGCAGCGGAUACCGGGGAUACCGGAGCUGGGGAAGAGCUCCUGCUCCCAGCUAUUCGGCUCCAGCUCCUGCGCCAGCUCCAGCUCCUGCUCCAGCUGCUCGAGCAGGUGGCUACAGCAGCGCUCCAGCUCCAGCACCUGCUGCUCCCCCAGCGGCCCCGUCUGGAGGUGGUGGCUACAGUAGCGGUGCAGCGUCGGCGCCAGCACUGGGUGGUGGAGGCUAUGCUACAGGAGGAGGAGGAGGAGGAGGAGCCGGAAGUCCGUGUCGCGGCCAGACGUCGCGUCGUAGCUGCACGUCGUCGUGUCGUGGCGGCCCUCACCAGGAAGCGCGUCGUAGCGGUGAGGAGGAAGGCGGCACGCCGUGUCGUGGCCGCCCGCCGAAAAGCCAUCAAGAAGGCGGCCGCCAGAAAGAUC
Messenger RNA from Mesorhabditis spiculigera, 606 nucleotides. The record is from the annotation of a GenBank genome assembly. Lineage: Eukaryota; Metazoa; Nematoda; Chromadorea; Rhabditida; Rhabditidae.